AUGCCUGCCGUCGUCGACGACCCGGCCAGCCCCACCAUCUACCGCGUCUCCGGGCAAUCCCCGUUCCCGGACCCCGGCGCGCCUCUCCCGGCCACCAUUGUGCCCCGGCGCGUGACCCUGCGGGACCGACAGACCGUGGCCACCAUCCUCCCCAUUGUCUCCGCCGCGCAGCAGGUGCCGGCGUCGCUCAUCACCUACCUCUGCGGGCAAAUCAACCGCGAGAUUGAAGGCGGCGACACGUACCCCAUGAUGGACGCCUUCACGCCGCCCGCCUUUGCCGCGCACUGGUUCCAGAACUUUGGCGCCGUCAUGCUGCUCGGCGACUAUUCCGGCAGCACCGACCGCAUCCCCGACAGCCACGACUGGGCGCGCGACUGCCUGGGCAGCUUCUACAUCAAGCCCAACUACCCGGGCCGCAGCAGCCACGUGUGCAACGGGGGCCUGCUCGUCACCGACGCCUCGCGCAACCGCGGCGUGGGCCGCCUCAUGGGCGAGUCGUACAUUGACUGGGCGCCGCGCCUCGGGUACACGUACAGCGUCUUCAACCUCGUGUACGAGACCAACGUCGCCAGCUGCAAGAUCUGGGACGCGCUCGGCUUCAAGCGCAUCGGCCGCGUCAAGGGCUGCGGCAACCUGCGCAGCCACCCGGACCGCCUCAUCGACGCCAUCAUCUACGGCCGGGACCUGCCGCCGCCGCGCGACGCCGGGGACGCGGGCGCUGGUGACGCCGACGACGGCGUCGUCAGCGAGGAGCGCUUCGACAAGAUCCGCUACUACCUCAAGUUUGGGCGGUACCCGGACGGCGCGGAUCGGGCUGAGAAGAGCCGCCUGCGGUCCGCGGCGACGCACUAUAAGCUGCUCGAGGACGGGGACACGCUCAUGCUCAAGGACAAGCUGGUCGUGUCGGACCCGGCGCGGCAGUACGAGAUUGCGCGCGAGACGCACAGCGUGCAGCACGGCGGCAUCAACAAGACGACGGCCAUUAUUGCGGAAAAGUACCACUGGAGCAGGAUCAAGGAGACGGUCAGCGACGUCAUCCGCCUCUGCAAGGAGUGCAAAGAGCUCGCCAAGGUGCCACCCGGCGCGACGACGACCAGCGGCGGGGGAGUAGCGGUGGCGGCGCAGACAGCGACGACGCGGGGGGCCGUCUCCAAGCCGACAACGCCCGUGGCCGGCGUCAAGCGGUCUCGCUCUCCGUCCCCGGAUAACAGCCACGCUGGUUCAUCAUCCACCCUGCCGCCGCGGAGCGCGCCGGAGAGCGCCCGUCACACGUCGUCUCUGACCACGACGACAGACACCGACCGCGUACUAGGUCUGCGCACGCACCACACAAACAGCACGCUGCUGCUGUGCAGCGGCCUCUCGUCCGCGCCGUCCACCGUCAACCCGCUGCUGCACCACCACCACGGCGGCGACGGCUACGCCAACCCGAGCGACAUUUCCGUCGUGCGGCCCUCCCAGACGACGCUCCACAGCGGCGGCGGCGGGUUCCUGCACAGCAACGGCCACGCAGCACCUCCCAAUGAUGACGACGAUGUCUAUCAGCCCAUUGACCCGCAAAUCAUGAACCACGACGACGAUGCCGCGUUUGACGGCUACCACCCGCACGCCGACUUCCAGGCGUUGUUGAACGCGACCGAGGAGGAUGACGGCGCGGCGGCGGCGGCGGCAGCGGCGGCCGUGGACCGUGACCUGGAGAUGUUGAUUGAGCACGGGGUGGGUGUCGUCGACGGCGAGGACGACGGUGAUGACUGUGGUGGCGUGCUGGGCAAAGUGCACAAGACGCACGGUGGCAGCGCGGGGCUUGAAAGUAAUAGCGGCGGCGGUGGUGAGGGUGUGGCAGAUGCCGACAUGGACGAUUUGGAUGAUUCAUUAUUGCGAGACACGAGAGGAUGGACUUGA
Molecule: messenger RNA, 1902 nt
Organism: Cordyceps militaris CM01
Lineage: Eukaryota; Fungi; Ascomycota; Sordariomycetes; Hypocreales; Cordycipitaceae
Product: histone acetyltransferase Spt10
Exons: 1
Coding region: 1-1902 (633 amino acids)
Molecular function (GO): acyltransferase activity, transferring groups other than amino-acyl groups
Source: RefSeq, a predicted model, not a curated record